Messenger RNA from Tribolium madens (black flour beetle), 1643 nucleotides. RefSeq names its product retinol dehydrogenase 11-like. NCBI's taxonomy places the organism in Eukaryota, Metazoa, Arthropoda, Insecta, Coleoptera, Tenebrionidae. The transcript is spliced from 4 exons. Bases 139 to 1077 code for a protein of 312 amino acids. The record is from RefSeq and is a predicted model, not a curated record.
CACCUUCACGCUAUCAUGACCUCGUUUUCAUCUACAGAGAAAAUAAUCGAGUAGGAAUAUCUAUUCGUUUUUCGUUAUAGAAUAGUUCAGUGUUGAGCUGGCAUUAAGCGCAUACUUGCGCGUACCAUAACGCUGGAAAUGGGGCUAUUCAGUGGAAAAUGUGUCUCAAAGGCGCGUCUGGACGGCAAGACUGCAGUCGUAACUGGCGCAAAUACGGGAAUUGGGAAAGAAACAGUGAAGGAUUUUUUUCAACGAGGUGCCCGUGUUAUUGUGGCUUGCCGAAAUGUGGACAAGGCGAAUCAGGCCGUUGAAGACAUAAAAAAAGAAUUUUCAAAUGGAGAAAACUUGGGCGAAUUAAUGGUGACACAGUUGGAUUUAACAAGUCUAAAAUCGGUGCGAAAUUGUGCAAAAGUCAUAUUAGAAACAGAAAAACGAAUAGAUUUAUUGAUAAAUAAUGCAGGUGUUAUGAUGUGUCCAGAAGGCCGGACUGACGAUGGUUUUGAAAUGCAAUUCGGUACAAAUCAUUUGGGACAUUUUCUUCUAACUUUGUUACUACUACCAAAAAUCUGCCAAAGCACACCUGCUAGAAUCGUAAAUGUUUCUUCAGUAGCUCAUAAAUACGGUUGUAUCGACUUCGACGACUUGAAUUGGGAGAAACGCAAAUACAGUUCCCUGGGGGCGUAUCAACAAAGCAAAUUAGCAAAUAUUUUAUUCAGCAAAGAGCUAGUACGAAGACUUGCAGCGGCAAAUGUAAGUGGAGUCAAUGUGUAUUCCUUGCACCCUGGGGUGAUUACAACUGAGUUAGGGCGUCAUUUGGAUUACCGUCUUCGUUGGCUUUGGCGUCUAUUUUCCUUCAUGAUCAAGACCCCCGACCAGGGGGCCCAAACGACAAUUUACUGCGCCGUUGAUGAAAACUGUGCCAACGAGACUGGUCUUUAUUAUGCCGAUUGUGCUGUGGCGGCGGCUGCACCAGCUGCACAAAAUUCAGUCGACGCUGAACGGCUGUGGGACGAAAGCUUGAAACUUGUAGGACUUGAGUCGAACUAUAAUCCAUUUACAGCGUCUCAAGUUAAAUGAAUUAUCUAAGUUGCGAAAAUACCAAAUUUGCUUUUUUUAAUUAUUUAAUUUGAUUAUUACCUGUAUUGUGUUUAGGUAAAAACACAGGUAUAAAUUUGCAUUUUCAUGACAGUUAUUAGGGUAACGUUACAAAAUAAUCAAUAUUUUUCCAGAUGUGGGGUAUUGUGAGAAUUGGUUUUCGCGUGUCUACUGCUUCAAAAAAAACAACUGAUAAAAUGAUUCUUUACCGGCGGUGAGCCAGACAAUAAAAAUUAAUAUUUACGGUACUUUUGAACUUGAUUAUUCACUUAAUCUUUGUCCGUGACCAUAAUUGGAUGCUCAUUUGUUAUUUACAUACAAAAAUGCAUUUAAAUAGUUGUAAGCUGCAGUUGCAGUCCUUGGUUGUAUCAGAAUCCAGUUUGACGGGGAAGCGGGGAUCAUUCCGGUUUUAAGCCUUUUAGUUCCUAUAUCUGGUAACACAGUGGUAACCCAUGUUUUAUUUAAUCUAGUUAUUAGAAUUAUUUCAGGUGUUGACCUGAAUAUUGUAUAAUAGUUGAAAUAAAAAAAACAGAAUAUAUAAUAUAGAA